GUCAGAGAGACUUUCCCCAAAUUUCAAAGGAUGUUUAUCAUCAAAUUCAUCUUUAUUUCUUUGUUUUCACCGGAUUAGCUCUUAACCACUAUGUCGAAUAAAGUAUUGUUUUUAAUAGGAUGCCAAUAAAGUAUGUCAUAAUGUGACAUUUGUUUUGCUGUUUGCGCACGAACUGACUCCUCAGCUCCUUCAAAACAGAAGCUGGGAGAGGACACCGACUUUGUGCAAGAUUUUAUUUUUUGUAAAUAAUGGGAAAUACUGGUAGUAGACCAGAAACAUACAAGCAUAACGAGCUCAGACAUUCAAGUAUGCCGAUUCGACUGCCAAUGCCUGAUCCAAAUGAGUUGGACAGGAGGUUCACCAAAGUUUUGAAUUCUAUGGACUUGCCUCCAGACAAGGCCAAGUUGCUAAAGAGCUAUGAUGAUGAAAAGAAAUGGGAACUUAUUUGUGACCAGGAACGUGUCCAUGUUAAAGAUCCACCAGAUGUCUACCUCACAAAAUUACGCACAUACCUGGACCCGAGAUCAACACGCAGUACAAAGGGCAAUCGGCAGAGUCGACAUAGAAUGUCUUUUAAAAGAAAGAUGCUCGGUGAGACAAGUUCGACACAAGUUUUGCGAGACUUGGAAAUAUCUCUACGAACAAAUCACAUAGAAUGGGUGAGAGAGUUUCUCAGUGAAGAAAACCAGGGCCUGGAUAUCCUUGUGGACUAUCUAUCAUUUACUCAGGUUGUAAUGAGGAGGGAGCAGCUUCUGAAUAGAGAGAAGAGUUCGAGCCUGGACACAGGGUUAGCAAAGGGGUCCAUGCGCAGUUUGAAACGUUCCAAUACAAUCAGUGCCUCUAGGGGUAUUGCAAAAUAUUCUCAGAAAUUAAAUAUGGGAGAGGCGCGGGAUGAUGUCCAUGUCUGUAUUAUGUGUCUACGUGCAAUUAUGAAUCAUCAGUAUGGUUUUAACCUUGUGAUAGCCCACACUCAUGCCAUAAACUGUAUAGCAUUAAGUUUGAACCAUAGGAGUAUGAGAACAAAGGCGUUGGUACUAGAGCUGCUGGCAGCUGUAUGUUUGGUCAGUAGUGGCCAUGAAAUUAUACUCUCUGCUUUCGAUAACUUCAAAGAAGUCUGUGCAGAGAGACAUCGGUUUGAAACUCUGAUGGAAUAUUUCAAAAACUAUGAAGAAUUCCAUAUAGAUUUCAUGGUAGCGUGUAUGCAGUUUGUGAACAUUGUGGUCCACUCAGUGGAGAACAUGAAUUUUCGGGUCCAUUUACAACAUGAAUUCUCAAUUAUUGGUCUGGACGACUAUUUAGAGAAAUUGCGGCACACUGAAAGUGAUAGAUUGUCUGUUCAAGUGCAUGCGUACUUAGAUAACAUGAUUGAUGUUGCUGCACUGCUAGAAGACUCAGAAACUAAAACAGAAGCACUGGAGAAAGCUGCCGAGUUAGAGGAUGAGGUUUCGAGGAUAAAUGAGAAGUUGCAAGAAGUAGAAGAAGAAAUGAUGAUGAAAGCUAUUGAGCUGGAAAAACAGCUGUCUGACGCCAACACUGAAAUUGAUGAACUUAAGGAAAUUUUGCGGCAAAAUGAAGCAGAGAACACGGCAUUACGGGAAGCAAUCAAUGAGAAGGAUGCUGAAUCUCAGAAACAUCUCAGCACCUUGGACGCCAAAUUACAGGAACUGGAAAACCUGAAGAAAAAUAUUGGCUCAGGUGUUGGGGCAGCUGGUGCAUCAGGAGCUGCAGGGGCAGUUCCACCUCCACCACCACCCCCUGCCCCAGUAUUGGCUCCCCCACCUCCUCCACCACCACCGGCACCUCCAGCACCAGGCAUGGGAGCUCCACCUCCACCACCUCCAGCUCCAGGAGCUCCUAGUGCAAUGACCAUUAAGAAGAAGAUACAGACCAAGUACCGCUUACCUGUGUUAAACUGGACUCCGCUUAAACCACAGCAAGUUAAAGGCACAGUCUUUGCAGAUCUUGAUGAUGAAAAAUUAUACAGGGUGAUAGAUUUUAACGGUUUUGAGGAAACAUUCAAGCUUGGUGUAUUAGGUGGUCUAAAAGGUGGGGAUAGUACUCCAAAAACACUUAAGAAGAAGAAGGAGAGUAUAACCCUGCUGGAACCUAACAGAGUGCGGAAUGUUGCUAUCACAAGAAGAAAGAUUGAGCUGAGCAACGAUGAAAUUAUGAGAGCUAUAAUAAAUAUUGAUUUGAAGGUUCUCUCCAUAGAUAUUGUAGACAUUCUCCAAACAGUCCUGCCAAAUGAACAAGAGAUUAAAGCUUAUAAACUCUAUGAGAAAGAUAAGAAGCCAAUUGAUAUGUUGUCAGAUGAGGACAAAUUUAUGUGGCAGUUAUGUAAAGUAGAGAGACUGCCACAGAGGCUCACAAUUAUGAGUUAUAUUUCCAACUUCCAUGAUGAUAUGCACCAUUUACAACCACAAAUCAACGCAUGUAUAGCAGCAUCGAUGUCGUUGAGAAACUCGCAGAAAGUCAGGAAACUUCUUGAGAUUAUCUUAGCCUUUGGAAAUUACAUGAACAGUUCUAAGAGAGGUGCUGUGUAUGGCUUUAAACUUCAGAGUUUGGAUAUGUUGUUGGACACAAAAACAGCCGACAAGAAACUGACGUUAAUGCAUUUCUUGGUUGACACUGUCCAGUAUAAAUUCCCAGACAUUCUUAACUUCGAGUCAGAGCUGAGAUUCAUUGAAAAAGCUGCUUUAGUUUCGAUGGAAAACAUCACGACGGAUGUACAUGAACUUGAGAAGGGAAUGGAGUUGACAAAGAGAGAGUAUGACUUGAGAAGAUCAUCUCGAGAUCAGCCUUUGAUUCUCAAAGAUUUUAUCGCAAAUUCCGAGGAUAAACUACGUAAAUUACUCAGUGAUGUAAAAACUGCACAGGAUUCUUAUAAAAGAGUUGUGGAAUAUUUCGGAGAAAACCCCAGAAGUGUUUCACCUUCCACAUUCUUUGCACAGUUUGUCAGAUUUGUGAAUGCAUUUAGGCAAGCAUUGUUGGAUAACGAGAAGCGACGUCGCCAGGAGACUGCUGCCUAUGGUCAUGAUGAAAUGCCAAUGGUCAACAAUAAGAAAGAUAAAAAGAUAGUGCAGGAACAAAUGGUAUCGGAGUUGAAGCAGAGAAAUCGUCAAAUCAAGGAGAAGAAAUUACUGAACAAGGACGAGGUGUAUCAUGGUGCUUUAGAAGAUAUUCUUCUUGAUUUGAAAAAUGAGCCGUACAGAAGAGCCGAUGCAGUAAGGCGGAGUCAGAGACGACGGGUCGAGAAUCUCGUGCCUAUGGGAAGAAGUAGCAAUGAUUUUUUCUGAAGCUAAAUCUUUGGCUGUGAUACCAGCUUCAGUUUAACAACAAGAAUAUCAGACUUUAUAUUAAUUACCGUCUGCUAGAGAAAUGUGAAUUUUGGAGUGGUGCACUCUAAACUUACCGCCAUUUUCGUUUUGAAUAAAAGGCUGGAGCUUCUGUCUUGUGAACAUUCUUCUUGAGUAACUAGGUGAAAAGGGAACUGUUCAUUAUAGGCAAACACAAGUUGUAUGAAAUAUGAGAAAAAAUAUAUUGUCUGCAAACCAAGCGUAUAUACACUGUAAAAUAAAUAGUGAAGAUACUGUAUUAUGUAGAUGUGGAGCUACUCUGUAUGCGAGGUAUCUCAUUUACAGCAAAUGUCCACAGGUUCAUUUUCCAGGUGUUACAGCUGAAUCAAAAGCUGUAUUCCUGUUUAAAAAGGGAAACAUAUCAUUUCCUGACAUGAAAAGUGAAAUAUAUGUGGAACAGAUAAAUAUAUAAAGGGAGAGAACUGUUCACAGUUUGGACCUGCAACAUGGAUAUGGCAUAUUACAGAAACACAAGAUAAAAAUGCAUGUGUUCAUUUUUUUCCCCUGGAUUUUGUUUAAAGUGGUCAUACAGUAAUGGUCAUCAAAUGGAGGAUUUGUGAUUUCAGUAAAAAACUGUUCAUGUGGAAACAUGUUGAAAAUUUGUAAACAUUUCUUAAAAAGAAAUAUCAGGAAGCCUUUGUUAUAAAGUGUGAAUUAACAUCAGAUUUACAUUUUUGAGAUAUUUAAAGUGGAAUAUACCAAGUGCUGUUUGACAUCUGUCCAGGGAAGAAUUGAUUCCUAAAACUGGGACUGUCAGAUUAAACAUUGCAUUGCAGAGUGGGAAUAAAUAUAAAGGAAUAUAAAAUUAAUCUACUCUUAUGGUGAAUAUAUAGGACACUUAUCACUGACAAAUUGAAGGCUUCAGAUGGUCUUUAAAGAGGGUAGACAGGAGUCUCUGCAGCAACAUGAAGAAGUCUUUUACUACAAAUGACUACUGAAUGGUCUUCACUGAAAAACAGGAAUCUACGCAGUAAAGCAAAGAAGUAUUACAGUUCUGGUGUAAUAUUUUCAUCAGAUAUGAAGCAUAUGAGUAAAUCUCAUUAAUGCAACAUAAUAAUUAAUGCAUUCUUGCAUUAAAGUUCCUUGUUUAAACAAGAAGUGAAAUUUUCUUUAUCAAAAACAAGAUAUAUCAUGAAGAGAGAAAUUGUAAAAGAAAUGAAAGUGCUGAUUAAGUCACACAGAUUGUGCUAACCUCCUGCUGUUUAAUAAAGUAUAUGAGCCGUGCCAUGAGAAAACCAACAUAUUGGCUUUGCGACCAGCAUGGAUCCAGACCAGCCUGCGCAUCCGCGCUGUCUGGUCAGGAUCCAUGCUGUUUGCUUUUAAAGCCUAUUGGGAUUGGAGAAACCGUUAGCGAACAGCAUGGAUCCUGACCAGACUGCGCAGAUGCGCAGGCUGGUCUGGAUCCAUGCUGGUCGCAAAGCCACUAUGUUGGUUUUCCCAUGGCACGGCUCAUAUGCUUGAGGUAUAUGCUGAAACAAGUCGUGUUAUAAGUGUAGGCAGGUGUUGAAAAGAUAUGGUACAUGGAAUGGCAGGGUAUAUUUUGUGAAAGAUAAGUCCAGUUUGUUUUUCCAUGCAGAAGUGUCGAAAAUAAAUGGACAUAGCAGAUAUAGACGCAGUAUCUCUGUAAUAGAAUUGUCAACAUUUAAGUAUUAGAUGUUAGGUAGAGCUCUGCUCAGUCAAAAUUGCAAUUUCUUGAAAUUGCCUUCCAUUUGCAUUGUAGUGUUAUUUACUGGAAAACAUGAAGAGAAGAAAAAAAGGAAAGUAUGUUUAAAAAGAGCUUCACAGGAAAGAGAAUCAAGUGGGAAUUAUAAGUGUGCAAUAUUUUUUUUCCUAAUUCUUGAUUUUUGACCAAAUGAAAUCCAGUGUGUUUCAUGCCAGAAAAAGUAGAUACAUGUAGUUAAAAAUACUUUUUAAAUUUGGAGAUUGAAGUGUUUUUGAAAAGAAAACUGCUUGCAAGAUUGUGAAGAUAAUGUCAGCAUCCACUUUAAGAACUUUUUGAUUUAUUUUGUUGUGACACUUUAGAGAAAUUACUUUCAUUUUUAGAAAUCUUAGAAACACAACUGGUUUUUGAUUGGUCAGAAGUCUGAGAAAAACUGCUUUGCAUGUACUUAAAUGUUUUUUCCUGGUAAUUGUACAAAUUGUGUUGCUGUACUUUUCAAGUAACUGUCUGGCUUUUGUGUAACGAGUGCUGACUUUGUAAGUUCUGUUUGUCUCGCAUCUUCAGGUUAUGAUAAAAUCUUGAUAGUAUUCCUUUUUAUGCGUGUUUUAUUUUGAUGUUUAAAGAGUUAAAUAGGAAGUUUUCUGUUGUAUUCUAUGGAUUCUUUAAAAAAGAUGUUGAAAAAAACCCUUAAUCAUAGAUUCUGUGUGCUUUAAGUUAUAGUAUGUUAUUUCACACUUUAUAUUGGGGUUAUUCGUGCUGCGGAAGAAGUAAACAUUUUAGUUUUGACUUCUACGAUAUUUGUGAUAUUAUACUGGGUAUUGUAGUUAUUGAUAGAUACAUGAAUACAAACUGUAGUGAGCACACAUCACAUUAAUAUCUAAAAUACUAUAAUUGUCUCCCUUUUACUGCAGCAGUAGGAAAGAAUAGUUGUGAUAUCAUAUUUUACAAAUAGAUUAAACUGAGAACUUUCAUGAUUUGAUGAGUACUUUUAUUUAUGUUAUUCCAAUUAUUUACCUAGUUUUACAGUUUUUAAACUUUUCAAAAUCUUUUUCAUUUCACUUAAAUACAAGAUCAUAAGCUCUUUGUAUUGAUUAUAAUAAAAAGGGCCCGACUGGUUGUAGGAAAGUGCAGUCUGUCUUGUAUGAAGUAAAAGCCUAAUAUACCAUCUGGGGUCAUAUUCCACCAGUAAAACUGGAAGAUUGCAAAGUGAAUAUAGUUAAAAAUAAGACUUAAAAGCCACAGGGACACAUCGUCACCAGCUUUACCAACUUGUUUUUGCACAUAUUCUGGUGCUAAACAGUGCAAAAGAAUAGCUCUGUUUGUUUUGUUUUACUUCUCUAAAAUUAAAGUGCUGUCAUUAUUUAAGGAUCCAUUUAUCUGGAGGAUGCGAGUCAAACAGCUACAUGGCCGCUUGUGGUGUAUAGUUUGUUAUUAGAAAUUUAUGCUAAGCAUUACGCAACUUGCUGCUGAGAAUAUGUUGGUGUUCUAUUUAUAGAUUUAAGGAUAACUUACACAAUUAUAGAAGCUUUAAUAAAUUAUAACAAUAUUGUGUAGCUGACUGUAGGCAUUAUUCUGUUUAUUUAAAUGUUAUUUAUGUCUGUUACUUUUUAUGGCGAUAGUUUGUGUAAAACUUUAAAUUUCUUUUAAAGAUCCUCUGGAAUUUGUGAACUGUUUUUCUGUAUUGUUUUGUUUCUUUGUAUGAAGCACUUUAUGCCAAUUUUUCUUACCUGUUUUUUCCCCCAUUAAUUAUAUUUUAAUAAUGAUUGCUAAUUCAUUUUUAGGCUGAUGCAGGAACUGAUUCCUGUGUUUUGUAUAUAUGCGAUACUAAUAUGUUAAAAAAAGAGACAUUUUGACCACAUGAAUUAUGUCUCCCACCACACAGUGGUGUGGGAGACAUAUUGAUUUACUCCAGUCUGUGUCUGUCUGUCUGUCUGUCACAAAGCUUGUCCGCACUCUAAAUCAAACAUUUCUCAUUCGAUCUUCACCAAACUUCAACAAAAUGUGUCUGCCAAUAAGUGCUCGGCCAAGUUCGAUAACUAGCCAAAUCGGCCUAGGCAGUUCGGAAUUAUGGCCCUUGAUUUACCAAAAACACUCAGAUUUCUUGCCCAGUUUUACCCCUAAACCAGCGCCUAUAUUACUAGUAGUAUAGGCGUCCUUUUGGUGUCAAGAAAGCGCAUGCACAUGUGGAUUAAGUAAAUAGUAUAUAAAGACUGACUUACUAUUUAGAUGAUUAGGCAGUUGUGGGAGACAUGCGCUUUUCUCAAAAGCAUCUCUAGUUUUGAUUUGAAAGUGUAAGCUUUGUUAACUUAAUUAAAUAUAUUAAACAGAUUUCAUACAGUUUGCACAGGAUUCCAGUUUGAAUGGUUGUUAAAAUUUGCUUUCAGAACUUCUGCUGAAUAUUUUAUGUAUGACAAGUUUGCAUUUUGUCGGGAUAGUCUCUGGGUUUAAAUACCUAAGGUUAUAUGGAACAAAUUAAAAAGCAGCUGGAACUCAUUGUGCUUACAAACAGGCUUAUAGCAAUUUUCUUUAAACUGUUCAAUUAAUUACAUAUCAAGCAAGGGCUGGUGAAAGUGAAAUUGUGACAAAGAUUAGUGGAGAUUCUAAAAUUUGCAACUUCACUCGGAAAUGUACACUGAACUAGUCUCUUUUUUUCACAUGUGUCGUAUCAAACAUCCAUAAAAUGAUCAGUUCUACAGGUUGAUCUCAAUAGUAAUCAGAAAAGUGUUGUUCUUGGCAAGCACAAUAUUUAAGCAUGUCCUACCAAUACAUACUCAUUCUGUUAUAUUAAUCCCUUUGCACUCUUACUGUUCAAUUUUAUACCAGGUUAAUACAGAAAUUUUUGUGUAUUCAAUAUUUUGGGAGUAUGUACACACAUUCUUACACCAAGCAUCAUAUAAAAUAACACAUAGCCACAUAGUAUGUACUGCACAUUUGUAAUACCUUGCCUUUAGGAGUGGCUAAUUAGCUAUUCUGCUAUGAGGAUUUUUUUUAAACUAAUGCCCAUCAGUUUUAGAUUUUCCAAAAAUUGUGUAAAAUCUAAAUUUCCACAUUUUCACAACCCCACCCCCCCCACCGACCCACCCCAAUUAUUGCUCUUUUUACAGAUAGGUCUUUUAUAUAAAUAGUCUGUAUAAAUAAUUAAUAAUUAUAUUACUUUAAUCGUUUAUCUUGCAAAUUCUUUUCCACAACAACCCCUGUACUUCCUAUAUAAAGAAACAAGCAAUGAUUUCGAGCUGAAUUUACUAUUAGUCAUUGAUGAAUGUUUGAAGUCAGUACUCGAUGCUGGUAAUUAAUUAGAAACUCCUGGUUUGUUUACAGAUGUAGAAAGUGAUACUUGUGUCAUAAAUCGUGUAAUCUAGUCCAUCACAUGUCAUUAGUGUAUAACUAAAUGUAAUGUAUAUCACUUUUUAUCACUUAAAAAUUCAAAUUCAUUAUAUGUACUCUGUUAGAAUAUAUAGAAACCUUGAUUAGCUUACCUAUUUCUAACCAUUGAAACAGUUAAAUAGGCAUCUGUCAGGCAGCCAGUCUGCUAACUUACCUGUCAGAUUUUUGUUCCAACUUCAUCCUGACUGAAGCAGCCUCUUAAGUUAAGCUACCACACUUUGCACGCUAUUGCGUGUAUGCUUUAUACAGGUUUGAAUGUAUUCAUAAUGGGCUAUGUCUGAUUAAACUUAGAAGGUUUUACCUUAAAAGAAAAGGCUUGUCACUUAUUUCAUUAAUGAUGAUUUAACUGAAAUGCUGGUUUAAACCUGUAAUACUUUACUUAAGCAUGCUGUCCUUUUGAGUUAGGUAUAGUGCUUAGUUUCUUUCUUACAUUCCUUACAAAGAUUUGAUUUUAUACAGCUUGAAAUAUUUUUGUACACAGGGUGGAAGAUUUUUUAUUUAGAUCAUCCUUGAUUUUAAUUAGGCAUUGUAUUUAAUACUGUACAUAUAGCUGACAAAGGGGGCACAAAUGCACAUAUAAAAUAUGAACUUUAAAUGGGUCAACCUCUCUAGAGUGAAUACAAUCGCAGUAGAGUGAACACAAUCUCUUCAGAGUGAGCAAGACCUCUAAGGAGCGAUCAUGAUCUCUCUAGACACAGUUUCUAUAAAGUGAACACAACCUCACAUGAGUGAGCACAAUCUAUAUAGAGUGAGCAAAACCUCUAUAAAGAGUGAACAUUGUAUCUCUCUAGAUUGAACACAAUUUCUAUAAAGUGAACACAACCUCACUUGAGUGAGCACAAUCGAUAUAGAGUGAGUAAAACCUCUACAAGGAGUGAACACAACUCUAGAAUGACGCAAUCUAUCUAAGUGAACUCUGUUUAGACUUGUGUUUGUUGUAUAGAGGUUGUUGCACUAAAGAAGUUAAUUGAAUUCUAUCUCCUUGGAGUUGUCCUUAAGAUAGGUUAAAUUGUACUGUUAUUUGGUUGAAUGAUGAAAUACGUUCAUAUGCUUGUACUAUUUUUUUUCUACUGUACUGUAACAUUUUUUUUUUUUCUGUUAAACAUAACCAUGCCAGUAUCUUGUAUCAAGAUGCAGGAUUUUUUAGCCUCAUAUAUCUUUUUAAGAACUUGGAAGUUUCAAAUAAACAAAAAAUUGAAGGGAAAAAUGCUACCUUGUAUUAUUAGUAUAAAACAAUAUACCUGUUAAUUUACGAAAACCAAAUGAGCCGUGCCAUGAGAAAACCAACAUAGUGGGUUUGCAACCAGCAUGGAUCCAGACCAGCCUGCGCAUCCGCGCAGUCUGGUCAGGCUCCAUGCUGUUCGCUUUUAAAGCCUAUUGGAAUUGGAGAAACUGUUAGCGAACAGCAUGGAUCCUGACCAGACUGCGCGGAUGCGCAGGCUGGUCUGGAUCCAUGCUGGUCGCAAACCCACUAUGUUGGUUUUCCCAUGGCAUGACUCAAAUGCUGAUUUUCAUGAUAAUGUAUGUCUAUGAAGGUUGUUUAUUUAUAAUGUAUGUCUUGGUUUGGUCACAAAUGAGAAGCGAAUUAUGUAUGCGCAAUCAGUAACUUAAUGCUUGGCGAUAAUGAGGGUCGCAUUUUAACUUUGUGGGAAGUUCUCUUGUAAUUAUGUUAAUAUACAAUCCCUUCAUAUUCUACAGGCAACAGCAGUUAUUACCAAAAUAUGUGAUUUUAUAUAUUCUAUAAAAAUUACUUUUCGGUAGUUAUUAGUAUUUCUACAAUACUCUUUUUGAAUAGAAAAAAAUCUGUAUAUUGUAAAUCAUCUUGUAUACAUGUUCAUUACAGAUACCAGGAAACUAGAAGUUAAUGGAUGAUGGAGAUUGAAUUUCGAUCUCUGCUACCAUUCAAAUGUCAUAACAGCUACCAGUAUUCAGAAUGAAAUCAGUAUACUUAAUAGGUGGGCAAAAUCCAUAGGAAAUCUUUCAAAUUUAGGGAUCUGUCUUAUUAUCUGUCCUACUUACAGUUGGGAAAGUAUGAAAUUUUUAUAUACUCUAGAUUUGUUGCUAAACAAUGCUUUUCUAAGAUAAACCAUGCUCUUCUAAGAUUUUUAUGUAUAGAUGAAUUAUAGGAUUAUAAAUUAUUAACUCUAGGAUAAAAAUAAUCUGACAGUCUAAUAACUAAAGGUAGCAGAUAUAGAAAGACAUUUGAGCCGUGCCAUGAGAAAACCAACAUAGUGGGUUUGCGACCAGCAUGGAUCCAGACCAGCCUGCGCAUCCGCGCAGUCUGGUCAGGCUCCAUGCUGUUCGCUUUUAAAGCCUACUGGAAUUGGAGAAACUGUUAGCGAACAGCAUGGAUCCUGACCAGACUGCGCGGAUGCGCAGGCUGGUCUGGAUCCUUGCUGGUCGCAUACCCACUAUGUUGGUUUUCUCAUGGCACGGCUCAUUUGAUCUCUUUCAUCCAUGUACAUUUUCGUCACAAACCAGUCAUUUACGUCUUCCAUUGAUUUAUGUUGUGAAAUGAGACCAAUGUUCUGUCCGUGUCGCUGUGUAGAACAGUUAGGUGUUUGUUCUUUUUUAUACAUUAAUAAUGUGUCAGUGUUGAGCAACAUGCAUUAUAUAGCAUGUUCCAGAUCAUGCAGGUACAAGUGAACAUUGUAUGAUAAAUUGGUACAAAAAGAGAUAUUUUAAAAAGAAAUAAAAUAAUGUGAUAACCUUUA
This is a messenger RNA of Mercenaria mercenaria, 11114 nucleotides long. Its product is annotated as formin-like protein. The record is from RefSeq and is a predicted model, not a curated record. Gene Ontology annotation, cellular component: actin filament; cytosol. Gene Ontology annotation, biological process: cortical actin cytoskeleton organization; regulation of cell shape; actin nucleation. Lineage: Eukaryota; Metazoa; Mollusca; Bivalvia; Venerida; Veneridae. The coding region runs from base 249 to 3296 and encodes 1015 amino acids. Gene Ontology annotation, molecular function: microtubule binding; small GTPase binding; actin filament binding. The transcript has 28 exons.